AUGUCUCUCUCUUUCCCUCCUCGCCAGCUCUACUAUAAUGGUCAAGUCCAGGCCGCCACCUCCGGCAAGACUUUCCAAACCAUCAACCCCGCCACCGCUGCCCCGCUGGCCGAGAUCCAAGUCGCCUCGAACAGCGAUGUCGAUGCCGCGAUCACCGCAGCGGACCGGGCAUUCCCCUCCUGGGCGCAAACCCCUUUGAUUGUCCGAGCUCGUAUUCUUCACAGGGCUGCAGCCCUCUUGCGCGAGCGCAAUGACGAAAUCGCCCGCGUCGAGACAUUGGACUCCGGCAAGGCGUACACAGAGACAAGCACAGUCGACGUGGUGACCGGCGCUGAUGUGCUGGAGUACUAUGCCAACUUUAUUGGUGGUGGUGGUCUCAAUGGUGAAACCACUCACCUCCGCGAAGACGCCUGGGUGUAUACCAAGAAGUCUCCUCUGGGGGUGUGUGCCGGUAUUGGUGCUUGGAACUACCCCAUCCAGAUUGCCCUUUGGAAAUCGGCUGCUUGUUUGGCCGCGGGUAACACAAUGGUCUACAAGCCCAGUGAAUUCACACCCCUCCACGGUCAAACUCUCGCCCAAAUCUACACCGAGGCCGGUCUGCCCGACGGUGUCUUCAACGUAAUCAAUGGUGCCGGUGACGUCGGCGCCUACUUGACCGGUCACCCUUCUAUUGCCAAGGUUUCUUUCACCGGACAAGUCUCCACUGGCCAGAAGGUGGCGGGCUCCGCUGCUGGUAACAUGAAGUACGUGACGAUGGAGCUUGGCGGUAAGAGCCCCUUGAUCGUCUGCCCCGACGCGGAGCUCGAGAGUGCCGUCAACGGUGCCAUGAUGGCCAACUUCUACAGCACUGGCCAGGUCUGCACCAAUGGCACACGGGUCUUCGUGCCCCGCGCCAUGAAGGUCGCAUUUGAGAAGAGUCUGCUUGAGAAGAUUCCAUACGUGCGGGCAGGCCCGCUCUUCGAUGAGCAGACCAACUUUGGUCCCUUGAGCUCCAAGGCCCACUAUGAGAAGGUGCUCUCUUACAUUCAACACGGUAUUGAGAGUGACCGCGCCACGCUGCUUUGUGGUGGUGUUGAGAAGCCCUCUGUCCCCGCGGAUCUGCAGGCCGGUUUCUGGGUCAAGCCCACUAUUUUCACCGACUGCACCGACUCCAUGCGCAUUGUCAAGGAGGAGAUCUUCGGCCCCGUUAUGUCCAUCCUGUACUACGACACCAUUGAAGAGGCCGUGCAGCGUGCUAACACCACCGAACUCGGCCUCGCUGCGGGUGUCUUCACCAAGGAUCUCAACCAGGCUCACCGCAUCAUCGAUCAGCUCCAGGCCGGUAUCACCUGGGUGAACACAUGGGGCGAGAGCCCUGCAGAGAUGGCUGUCGGUGGCUGGAAGAAGAGCGGUCUGGGUGUGGAGAAUGGCCGUCGCGGUAUCGAGGCUUGGCUGCAGAACAAGAGCACUCUGGUUGACAUGAGCGGCUCUGUGCCCUCGGUCUUUGCCAAGCUAUGA
Penicillium olsonii is the source of this 1497-nucleotide messenger RNA. Lineage: Eukaryota; Fungi; Ascomycota; Eurotiomycetes; Eurotiales; Aspergillaceae. The record is from the annotation of a GenBank genome assembly.